Messenger RNA from Sclerotinia sclerotiorum 1980 UF-70, 1722 nucleotides. RefSeq lists its product as hypothetical. The record is from RefSeq and is a predicted model, not a curated record. Lineage: Eukaryota; Fungi; Ascomycota; Leotiomycetes; Helotiales; Sclerotiniaceae. The coding region runs from base 1 to 1722 and encodes 573 amino acids. Gene Ontology annotation, biological process: regulation of Golgi organization. Gene Ontology annotation, cellular component: cytosol. The transcript is spliced from 6 exons.
AUGGAGCCUUCUCCUCUUACUCAACAAGCUCGUCCUGAAGUAUUCCAACAGAAGAUUGUAGAAUUGUACGAGGCUCUGCUCAAGGAUGAAGAUGAACCCGAGAAGUCGGAAGGAUUCUGGAAAGAGUUCUUUUUGUUGCGACCGAAUAAAGCUACAUUGCAAACUAUUCUAAAUGAAUUGAGUGCAGAUGACUUGCUACAUCUUCAGACUACCACAGCCUUUCUCGCAGCCGUUCUUUCAAAGAAAUAUACAAAUCCAAGUUCAGAUAUCAUCAGUAUUCUUGCAGGAUUGGAUCAUGUGGAUGCGGUAUUUACGGAUUUUGUUGCAGCUUUGGAUGUCACAAUUCGAACUGGGAGGAGUUUGGAUAUACGCCGGAAGGCUGUUGAAGCAGCAUUAUCGUUUAUUCAAGAAUCAGAUACAACUUCACUCGCAUUUGAACCAUUUACCCUCCUCGGACUUCUAGUUAAUUAUAACAAAUUCGAAUUUCAAAACCCUUACAGGUUACGCCUCGAUGAUUUUGUCAAUGAAGGAACUAUACAAAAGAUAAUACGUUCGGUGGGUCAUACGUGUACGACAUCGAGAGCUAGAUAUAUUGCGAUCCAGGAUGAUAGACCAGAAGGAUGGUCAAUUGGGAGCACUUUGAGUAUGAUAGGUCUUGGCAAAAUCGCUCCUGGCUCAAAACCGACUACUCCAACCCUUGAUCCAGAUGCCGCAAAGGAGAUGUUCUCAAAACUGCCUGGCAGUGAAGCUGCCGUUCUAUUAGCCACGUACGACUUUGCGCAUGCAAAUAAACUAUUCUGCUUCAACUUGGUGUCGAUACCCGUGGAGAAAGGAGUCGAACAUCCUCUCAGUGCCUAUCUAUCAUUUACCUCAUACAUAUUGCAACACGCCCAUCUAUCCUCUCGAACGGGUUUCUAUGCGCAUACUAACCUCAUCGUCCUCCGAAUUUUAAUAGAAGAUCAAGUACUAUGCAAAAAGAUUUGCAGUGAGGAGAGCAAGAUGCCCGUCCGAUUAUGUCGGCAAAGACAACCAUUUUUACCUCUGGUCCGUGCAGAUAGGAUAUUUGCUGCUCAUGUACUGGAUGUUGCCAUUGAUGGUAUAAAUCAUAAUCUUAGAAAGAGAUUAGAUGUAGAUCUCUACAUUCUAUGCGUUGGCAUCAUAUUACGAAUCAUCUCCCAUCUCUCACGAUCUCGGACACGGCUUACAUAUCACUGGUCUGAACUGUUCCGAUCCCUACUAGCACUCAUACGAUUUCUUACCACUUACACUACGGACCUAAAGAACCUUUUAAACAUCGAAACACUACUCGAUGACGUGGUGAAUCUGAUUGCGUUAUCCCUAUCCGCCGGCGAAGCAUUCUUGCCCAGUCCGGUGGCAUACGAUGACUUGUUUUACAAGUUGGUGGAGACUGGGGAGGUAUUGGUGAAGUUCCGGGACAAUUACCAUCUUGGGAAACGACCGAAAAGUUCGAUCGAUACAUUGAUAAGUGUCAGCACACACUACAACCAAUUGCUCACAGAUGGGUCGACAGGAAAGAAGAAACACCUUACGAGUGUACAAGUUGCGGGGGUAAUAAAACAGGGGUAUGAAACGUUGAGUAUUCAAGCUAAAGAAGGACUUGAUGGAUGGGAGAGAUAUAGAGAAGCAGAUGAGAAGACAUUCCUGAAGAAGAUGGCCAGGACAGCCGUGGCAGAUGUCAAGACUCUUGUGAGCGAGAUAUAA